Molecule: messenger RNA, 927 nt
Organism: Anoplopoma fimbria (sablefish)
Lineage: Eukaryota; Metazoa; Chordata; Actinopteri; Perciformes; Anoplopomatidae
Product: odorant receptor 131-2-like
Exons: 3
Coding region: 25-927 (300 amino acids)
Biological process (GO): G protein-coupled receptor signaling pathway
Cellular component (GO): membrane
Molecular function (GO): G protein-coupled receptor activity
Source: RefSeq, a predicted model, not a curated record
CAAGCAUAAACUAAGUUUCGAGAGAUGAAUGCGUCAUCUGCAAAUGUGACGAUGGUGUUACAGUAUCGAGACUCCUUCUCUAAAGCUGUGACCAAGAACGUGAUUAUUGUGGUUCUCGGGAUCUCCAUCAACUACAUCAAUGUCAGCCUCAUUCACACCUUCUGCAAAAACCAGAUCUUCUACAUGAAUCCUCGCUACAUCCUUUUUAUUCACCUGGUUGUCAACGACAUGAUCCAGGUGACGCUGACUGUCUUCCUGUUCGUCAUCAGCUACACCAUCUACAAAAUAAAUGUCUCCGUUUGUUGCAUCUUCAUCCUGCUUAUUACUUUCACCACUGAAAACACGCCUGUGAUCCUGGCUUUCAUGGCGGUGGAGUGCUACAUCGCCGUCUGCAUCCCCCUUCGCCACGUGCAGAUCUGUACCAUCAAGAGAACAUUAAUGCUGAUUGGUUUAAUCUGGAAAACAAGAAUGUUGUUUGUUCUUCCAGAUCUGUUCUUCACUUUGGCCACAGAGCCGAUGGACUUCUUUCACUCCAGAGUCUUCUGUCUCAGAGAAACUGUCUUCCCAAAUCCCCUCAUCAUCAAGAAGAGAGAUAUCACAAACACAGUGUUUCUAGUCAUAGUUUGGUUCACCAUCUUGUACACUUACUUCAGAAUUCUGUUCACUGCACAAACAGCUAGCAAAGACUCUAAAAAGGCCAGAAACACAAUCCUCCUCCAUGGGUUCCAGCUGCUGCUUUGUAUGACAACGUAUGCAGGGCCGCAGGUAUUAAAUGUUCUGAAGCAAUGGUUUCCUAAGAAUUAUGUAGACCAUCUCUUUUCUUUCUAUAUUAUUGUACAGGUCCUGCCAAGAUCAAUUAGUCCAUUCCUCUAUGGCAUUAGAGACAAGACUUUCAGGAAGUACUUGAAAAGGCAUCUGUGUUGUUGA